AUGGCCGCCGAGGAAGGAGGCGGCGAGCCCCAUAACAACAUGGGGAACCACCUCCAGCUGGUGCCCGCAGAGAAUGAGGAAGAGGAUGACAAUGAAAUGGAAGUUGAAGAUCAAGACAGCAGAGAAGUUGAAAAGCCAAACAUCAUCAACUUUGAUACCAGCUUGCCAACAUCACAUAUGUAUUUAGGUUCUGAUAUGGAAGAGUUUCAUGGCAGAACAGUGCAUGAUGAUGACAGCUGCCAGGUGAUCCCAGUCUUGCCCCACGUGAUGGUGAUGCUGAUUCCUGGCCAGACCUUACCUCUGCAGCUCUUUCGCCCUCAAGAGGUUAGCAUGGUGCGGAAUUUAAUUCAGAAAGACAGAACCUUUGCUGUUCUUGCAUACAGCAAUGCACGUGAAAGGGAAGCACAUUUUGGAACCACAGCAGAGAUCUAUGCCUACAGAGAAGAGCAGGAAUAUGGAAUUGAAACAGUCAAAGUGAAAGCAAUAGGAAGACAGAGGUUCAAAGUGCUGGAAAUAAGAACCCAGUCAGAUGGGAUCCAGCAGGCUAAAGUCCAGAUCCUUCCUGAGCGAGUGCUGCCAUCGACCAUGUCAGCGGUGCAGCUGCAGUCCCUCAGCCGGUGCCACCUUUUCCCUUCCUCCAGACCUACAUCCUGGCAGGACCGAGCCAUACAUCAGUGGUGGCAGAAAUAUCAAAAGAGGAAGUUCCACUGUGCAAGUUUGACCUCUUGGCCUCCCUGGCUCUACUCCUUAUAUGAUGCUGAAACCUUGAUGGAAAGAGUCAAGAGGCAGCUACAUGAAUGGGAUGAAAAUCUUAAAGAUGAAUCUCUUCCAACAAACCCAAUAGAUUUCUCCUACAGGGUGGCUGCCUGCCUGCCCAUCGAUGACGCCCUGCGCAUCCAGCUGCUGAAGAUCGGCAGCGCGGUGCAGCGGCUGCGCUGCGAGCUGGACAUCAUGAACAAGUGCACAUCCCUCUGUUGUAAGCAGUGCCAAGACACAGAAAUAACAACCAAGAAUGAAAUAUUCAGUUUAUCCCUGUGUGGCCCCAUGGCAGCAUAUGUGAAUCCUCAUGGCUACAUCCAUGAAACCCUUACAGUCUACAAAGCCUGCAACUUGAACCUCAGUGGAAGGCCAUCAACAGAGCACAGCUGGUUUCCUGGGUAUGCCUGGACUAUAGCCCAGUGCAGAAUCUGUGGGAACCACAUGGGCUGGAAGUUCACAGCUACCAAGAAGGAUAUGUCCCCUCAGAAGUUCUGGGGAUUGACAAGAUCUGCUCUCCUGCCUCGCAUUCCGGAAGCAGAGGACGACUCGGGCCAGGACAGAAGCCCCUUGCUCUGCCUGUGAGCCAGCACCAGCUCUGCAGAUGAACAGGCAGCACUCUGAAGUGCAUCUGCUCCGUUCUGCUUCUGAUGCUUAAUUGAACUUCAAAAGAAAACCCCAAGAACCCCUCCACAAGACCCCAGCAAGCAAGCAGGCUCACUGUUGGGAUUUGGUGUGCAUCCACAUCACUGCUGUUUUGGGGACACUGAGAGCUGGAGGUUUGAACUUUGGGAUGCCAGCUGAGGAGCAGAGGUGGCAGGAGUCACCAGGAAAUCCAGGAUCCAUCUGGACAGAUUUCAGACUGGACUUUCUCCUUCCUUGUGUGACUUUCAGAAAGUGUUGACUGCUGUCAGCUUCCAGUGGAAGAAGGUGGGGGGAAAAAACUCAAAUCACCAAGAAGCAGAGUCUAAUUUAUGCAAUAUCUGUAGGGUGGUAGACACCAGCUCCUUGCUGGGGAUUAUUUUCCAUAAUCUACUUCCAAGUGGUCUUGCUGAGAAUCCCUGUUUCUAAUAUGUGGAGUACUUCACAUUUUAUCCUCGUCCUGUUUCUCAGAUGCUUGGCUGAAGAGAAUCCAAGCUGGAAGUGUCUUUUCUGGCUGAUACUGUGCUGGUAGUGGCAGUGCUGCAACUGAUAGAAAGAGGAACUCCUGCAAGCCUUGCCCCACAGGAUGCCCUUUGAGAGGUGCCCAUGUGAAGUAUUUGGUUUUUCCAAGUCAUCUGCUCUAUUUAGUCUGACUUUAGAAGUCUUAAAUUUGAAAUAGUUUCUACAAACCAUACUUUACAAACUCUACACUGUCCUUUCCUGUUGAAUGUGCUUCUAUUUACUCCUCCAAACAACUCCUGUGAAGGAUCAUUUUGCCAACAGGGUUCUGUGAAGAACUCCCUAAAAUGGUGAUUUUUCUUUUUUUCAGUAGUAUUUAUUUGGAUAACAUCUCUUCAGUUACUUUCUUUUGCACUUCCAUACCAUGAAGUCACAUUUCCCAUUCUCACCAUUCCCCAGAGCAAAAGUUUCUCUAUAAAGCAGAAGUAAA
Indicator indicator is the source of this 2347-nucleotide messenger RNA. It is a transcript of the gene CRBN, whose product is annotated as cereblon. NCBI's taxonomy places the organism in Eukaryota, Metazoa, Chordata, Aves, Piciformes, Indicatoridae. Gene Ontology annotation, biological process: protein ubiquitination. The transcript has 11 exons. Bases 1 to 1341 code for a protein of 446 amino acids. The record is from RefSeq and is a predicted model, not a curated record. Gene Ontology annotation, cellular component: Cul4A-RING E3 ubiquitin ligase complex.